ACAAUUAUUUAUAGUAUCGCAAAAGCUAUUUCUAUACGUAAUGCCAGGUAUUUAGUGCAUCUACAUGGAAAAUAAAGUCUCCGCAAUAAAAAGAUAGCAACGCUGUCCGAAGUUUAAAAGGCGGCUUGUCACCUUUCGCGUAAACAGUCGCUUUAGAACAGCACCAUGGAUUUGACUUAUAUUCUCUGCCAAGUGGCGGUCGCACUCCUGGCGGUCGCCUUCUACUCCCUCCAUCGGAGACUGACGUACUUCAAACGUCGCGGCAUCCCUCAUGAUCCUCCGCAUGUCCUGAAGGGCAACAUCAAGGGGUACAACAGCAACAGGACUGCCAACGACAUAGUCCUGGAUUAUUAUAAUAAAUACAGAGACACCAAGGCCCCCUUUGUGGGCUUCUACUUCUUCCAGAAACCCAUUGCUUUUAUCAUGGAUCUGGAUCUGGUGAAGCACAUCAUGAUCAAGGACUUUUCAAACUUCUCCGACAAGGGACUGUACCAUAACGAAAAGGACGAUCCCCUCUCGGCCCAUCUCUUUAAUUUAGACGGUUCUCAGUGGCGUUUGCUACGAAGCAAAUUAUCCUCGGCUUUUGCUUUUGGAAAAAUGAAGCUCAUGUAUCCCACAGUGGUUUCGGUGGCCGAGGAACUCCUGGCAGUGAUGCACGAGAAAGUGGAACGAAAUUCUGUGCUGGAUAUACGGGACGUAAUGGCCAGGUUUACGGUGGAUGUGAUCGGCACCUGUGCUUUUGGCAUUAAGUGCAACAGUCUUCGCGAUGAGAACUCCGAGUUCCUGCACUUUGGAAAACGCUCUUUGACGGACAAACGCCAUGGUCCUCUGCUGCAUGGAUUUAUGCACAGCUAUCCUGGUUUGGCAAGACGAUUAGGGUUCGUUAGAACUGCUCAGCACAUCCAGAACUUCUACCAAAGGAUUGUCUAUGAAACUGUGGCGCUGAGGGAAAAGGAGAAUAUCAGGCGGAAUGACUUUAUGGAUCUCUUGAUUGAUAUGAAAAACAAAAAGGAAAUGACUUUGGAUAAUGGAGAAGUGGUCAAGGGACUCACCAUGGACGAGGUGCUGGCCCAAGCCUUUGUGUUCUUUAUUGCCGGUUUCGAGACAUCCUCCUCUACCAUGGGAUAUGCUCUGUACGAAUUAGCGAAGAAUCCUCACAUCCAGGACAAGGUCAGAGCUGAAGUGGAGGAAGUUCUGGAGAAGCAUGGCCAGGAGCUCUCUUUUGAGAGCAUUAAAGAACUCAAAUACCUAAGCAUGGUUAUAGAUGAAACCUCUCGUCUGUACUCCAUUGCAUCUCAUCUGAUUCGAAAAGCCCACAGGCGCUACGUGGUGCCAGGACAUCCUAAUUUUGUCAUCGAAGCGGGCCAGCUGGUCUUCAUCCCCGCAACUGGCAUACACCACGAUCCGAGCAUAUAUCCCAGUCCAUAUGAGUUUCAACCAGAGAGGUUUUCACCCGAAGAAGUGGCCAGUCGUCCUUCGGUUGCCUGGCUGCCUUUCGGCGACGGUCCUCGAAACUGCCUGGGAAUGAGAUUUGGCCAGAUGCAGAUGCGCAUAGCACUGGCUCUGCUCAUCAAGAACUUUAGGUUCUCUAUGUGUUCCGAGACCUCAGAUCCUCUAGUAUUCGAUCCCAAGUCACUUGUACUCACCGUUUUGGGUGGAAUCCAAUUGAAAGUAGAAGUGAUCUGAGAUGAUAGCUGCUACAAUGGAAUAUUUUUAAGAAAGACAUAUCACUAUUAUCAGUCGUGGGCUUGGGGCAGGUUAGGUUCUUGGGGAGACAGAAAAACAAAGACUAGAAAAUUUAAAGAUAAUGCAGUGAUCAAGUUUUUAUGCAAAUACAAAGUAAAUGAAAUGAACGAUGACGACGGACCCACAACAAUAAUUCAAAGUCAAAUUCUGAUAAGCGACGUCGGAUUUUAUACAGUAAUAACUGCUUACAAAGAAAGUAUGCAAGGUAAAUAAACCUCAUAA
Drosophila kikkawai is the source of this 1968-nucleotide messenger RNA. RefSeq names its product cytochrome P450 6a8-like. The record is from RefSeq and is a predicted model, not a curated record. Lineage: Eukaryota; Metazoa; Arthropoda; Insecta; Diptera; Drosophilidae. Gene Ontology annotation, molecular function: iron ion binding; monooxygenase activity; heme binding.